CCCAGGGAGUGGCACUAUUAGAAAGUAUGGUCCUGUUGGAGUAGGUGUGUCACUGUGGGCAUGGGCUCAAGACCCUCACCCUAGCUGCCUGGAAGUCAAUCUUCCACUAGCAGCCUUCAGAUGUAGAUGUAGAACCCUCAGCUCCUCCUGCACCAUGCCUGCCUGGAUGCUGCCAUGUUCCUGCCUUGAUGAUUAAGGACAGAACUUCUGGCCCUGUAAGCCAUCCCCUGUUAAAUGUUGUCCGUAUAAGAGUUGCCUUGGUCAUGGUGUCUGAUCACAGCAGUAAAACCCCCUAACUAAGACAACUGAGUAGCUGGCCAUUCCUUUUUUUCCACCAUUCUUACCCACUUUUCCCAGCUGUCUGAGUUCAUUCGGACCUUGCAAGUUCUAAAGAGCAAAGCAGGGAUACCCAGGACCAAGAAAGGCAACUAAGGAGAGGUUAGAGGGCAUGCCUUGUGGCCUGGGGACAAGAGGGCUAUUGACCAGGAAACUAGCCAUAGACUAAUGCAGCUCCAAGUGCCUGUGGCUGGGACAGGGCACAGAGGAACCUAGGAACUGGUCACCAAGUUGUUUUAACGACUCCACCUCAGAUGCCUUGGCCAUUCAUCCUCUGAAGGAGUGGGCACUUAUAUACUGGCUCACAAGCACCAGCUUCAGUUCCUCCUCCUCCACAUAAGGCUCAAGUAACCAAGCUUUGGUCAACCAAAUCUCCGAGUCUCCCAUGAGGGACGGUGUGCACAGUGCUAGCCAAGCCCUUGGUCUGGCUCACUUAAUUUUUAAAUCCAGCUCAUCUUUCUCCAAAUAGGGGUCUUAGGUGGGGAGGAAGGAGGGCAGAGACACUCGCUGAAUUUAUUCUUUUUGUUCCCAUGGUCAGGGAGGCCAUUAGAGUCUAUGUUGGGGCAGGUGCUCAGGAAGACCAAGUAAUUACUGGACCCUCAGAAAACAUGUGUUCCUCUUCCUCCCAUCAUUAACUCUGAGAACCCUUCCUUCCACUGGGUGUGGAGGGGAAGGAUGCUGAAGAAGGGGCUCUGAAGUCUGGUUCAGGGCCCUUGUUUUAGGUUUUAGGAGCCUAGUUUGUCUGCUCUGAAGUAUGACUGUGACUCUAGCUCUCAAAGGGUUCAUGCUACCGAUAAAAGCAGAGUCCUCGAGCAAGAUGGCGGCUGUUGCGGUGCUGGAGUCGAAGCGGACCGGGAAUUGGAGGAGCUUUUAGAAAGUGCUCUUGAUGAUUUUGAUAAAGCCAAACCCUCCCCAGCACCCUCUCCUACCAUCUCGGCCCCCGAUGCUUCAGGGCCCCAGAAGAGAUCGCCAGGAGACACUGCCAAAGAUGCUCUCUUUGCCUCCCAAGAGAAAUUUUUCCAGGAACUGUUCGACAGUGAGCUGGCUUCCCAAGCCACCGCAGAGUUUGAGAAGGCAAUGAAGGAGCUGGCUGAGGAAGAGCCCCAUCUGGUGGAGCAGUUCCAGAAGCUCUCAGAGGCAGCUGGGAGAGUGGGCAGCGAUGCAAGUUCUCAACAAGAAUUUACUUCUUGCCUAAAGGAGACAUUAAGUGGGCUAGCCAAAAAUGCCACUGACCUUCAGAACGCAGGCAUGUCUGAAGAAGAACUGACGAAAGCCAUGGAAGGGCUGGGCAUGGAUGAAGGAGACGGGGAAGGGAACAUUCUCCCCAUCAUGCAGAGCCUCAUGCAGAACCUCUUGUCUAAGGAUGUAUUGUAUCCAUCCCUGAAGGAGAUCACCGAAAAGUAUCCAGAAUGGCUACAGAGUCACCAGGAGUCUAUUCCCCCAGAGCAGUUUGAGAAGUAUCAGCAGCAGCACAGUGUCAUGGGCAAAAUCUGCGAGCAGUUCGAGGCAGAGACGCCCACAGACAGCGAGGCUACUCACAGGGCUCGCUUUGAGGCGGUACUCGAUCUUAUGCAGCAGUUACAGGACUUGGGCCACCCUCCGAAAGAGCUGGCUGGGGAGAUGCCUCCUGGCCUCAACUUUGACCUGGAUGCCCUCAAUCUAUCGGGCCCACCAGGUGCUAAUGGCGAACAGUGUCUGAUCAUGUGAAACACAACACGGUUUCCUCCCUGAGUCCCAGCCAUGGGGAACAUCUGGAAUCAACAGAGUCACUGGGAACUGAGGCAGGAGUAUCAUCCGUGGGAGCUGCUGCCCCACACUCUCUACAUCCCAUUCAAGACUGUGCCAUACCAGCUGAGGACCUGUUGUAGGCCUUUUCUAUGAGCCCUACUCCAUUAUGGUGUCUGCUGUUAGAAACGGGCCAAUUAUUUGCUAGGUGAAGGAAGGCAUCCCUUGUGGGGCAUUUUACUUCUUCCCACUCUCCAAAAUAAUGUUACAUGUGGUGGUACUCAUGUUCCCCUUGAUUCCCAGGGACUUUGUGCCUUGUUUCUACUCCCUCCCUUGUGUCUGGGAGCAAGAGCUAAGUCCUAAGACUGCUCUUCUCUUAGGCAGGGCCUCUGGGAAUGAGGAGAAAGUAGCCUGGGUGGGGCUGGAGGCUUGUCACAGUAUCUGCUAGCCUUCUUUUGGAAUUCUCCGAAGGGAAAGGAAUUUUGCACUUAGCAGGUUGAAAGCAAAGCCUUGGGCAUUUCCUGUCCUUAGGUGCUGCGCCCUAAUUCCCCUUUCCUCCUGAGAGCUCAAGUUGAUACCCUGGUUCUUUCUACAACUCCAUGAUUUAGGGGACCCCCGCUCUUGACUUUGCUUUGCCCCAUGACUAUCCUUACCUCCUCUCUUUAGAGUCUUAUUUAUUCCGCUCUUUUUAACUAGGGCUGUGAUGGAUGGAGGCUAAUCUUGUUUCCUUUCAUCUAGUACCUGGACCAUUCUCACUAGACCCUUCUCUGCCUCUUUGGCCAACACAUACUUGUGGUGUCAGAUCUGGUACAUGAAUGGCCAUUCUACCCAGAUAGAUUUUGGUUUAUUUAAGACAUCAGAUUCCCUAGAAUCCUUGGUUCAGGAAGGCGCUUGGGAAAGGGGUGUAGCCAGAUUCUUUUUUUUCCUGCAAGCCCCAUGGGGCAGUGUCCAAUAAAUAUUCUGACGAGCGUG
This is a messenger RNA of Rattus norvegicus (Norway rat), 3033 nucleotides long. The record is from RefSeq and is a predicted model, not a curated record. NCBI's taxonomy places the organism in Eukaryota, Metazoa, Chordata, Mammalia, Rodentia, Muridae.